AUGCCUAUCACACUUCCGGAUCCCGUUUUGGCUUUGUCGAUGGCAAGCUUGCAAAAGCUCAAUACGGCGGAUGUGGAUCAAUUGGCCAAUUUAUGGAAUGUGUUUACCAAGUGCAAAGAAUCGAUUGAGUCUGGCAGACGAUUGGAAAACCUUUCUUGGCGAUUAUGGUUUAGGGAAGCACAUCUA
This is a messenger RNA of Meira miltonrushii, 186 nucleotides long. RefSeq names its product DUF1752-domain-containing protein. The transcript has a single exon. Gene Ontology annotation, biological process: regulation of nitrogen utilization; mitochondria-nucleus signaling pathway; negative regulation of transcription by RNA polymerase II. Gene Ontology annotation, cellular component: cytoplasm. The annotation marks the transcript as partial. Lineage: Eukaryota; Fungi; Basidiomycota; Exobasidiomycetes; Exobasidiales; Brachybasidiaceae. The record is from RefSeq and is a predicted model, not a curated record.